This is a messenger RNA of Uloborus diversus, 9823 nucleotides long. RefSeq names its product ubiquitin carboxyl-terminal hydrolase 34-like (gene puf). Gene Ontology annotation, biological process: protein deubiquitination. Gene Ontology annotation, cellular component: nucleus; cytosol. Lineage: Eukaryota; Metazoa; Arthropoda; Arachnida; Araneae; Uloboridae. Gene Ontology annotation, molecular function: cysteine-type endopeptidase activity; cysteine-type deubiquitinase activity. The record is from RefSeq and is a predicted model, not a curated record.
AACUUUUUUAAUAUUAAUCUAUUAACUUUCAAUUUUGAUCCACUUCAAUGUGAAUAUUUUCCCCAAUGUACGUUUGCUCACUUUGGAAAUGUGUGAUAUUUGUACAGACGUCAUCGAACUGCUGCAAAGAUAUGAAAAUGAAAUUAAGAAAGGAGAACUUCGAUAUUUAUUUAGGCAGGAAAUGAACACAUUAUGUUCUUAUGUGCAAUCAUGGAUGCAAAGGCAAUGUACGUGCUGUUUCAAAGAUCCCAAAAACUUUGACAGGUUUAAUGCUCUUGUUCAAGGACUAGCGUUAAGUAUCAUAGAAAUUUUACAUCAAAUCGCGAAAGAUAUUAAAUUAGUGAAAUGUGAUCCAUCAUCCUCUACCGGCCAUGCAAACAUCGGUGACUUUAGGAAAAAUACUUCAGAAAUUGAGAGCAAGGACUCAAAAGAAAAGGAUCAAACGAUUAAUUAUGUCUCUUCGGAAGAAACGGAAAAAGGUUCUCCCGAGUUCAAGUCCGAGCAGGAUCUCAUGGACGAAAACUGGGCUUCGUGGAGUAUAGAAGACAGAGAAAAAGUACUCAACAUGUUCUCUAAAGUGUUCCUUCUUAAUUUUCCCUUAUAUAUGGCAUUCAAGCACAGCAUGCAAUCAAAACUUGAUGACAUGGACAUCCCAGUUUAUUUGUUGCGGAAUGUUUGCUUCUUUUGUGAUAAAGGUGGUUUAAAAUUAUUUAUUUCUUGCUUCCAAGAUGCCACGCCGGAAAAUUUACCCAUGACUUUGGCCCACGCCAUGAUUACUGUUAUAUCAAAUGUAAGCCUUUGGAUGAAUAUAGGCUCCAUAAUGCAACAUCUAGUCCCAUUAAGGUCUUGUGUAAUAAGGUAUUUGUGCUUGGUGAAAGAUAGUCAUUUAAGGGACGUCGGCAAUCGCAAUAUGUUCGAGUUCAUGUGGACUGCUGUGAAAGAUCCAUUAGAUGCUCAUGCGACCUUUGACAAAGAAGGGUUGGACUUAGCUUUUAAAUAUUUUAGCAGUACAACUCUGACGAUGAGGCUUGCUGGUAUAUCUCAAAUAAAUAGUCACAUCAGUAUGUACAAUGAGCUUUGCCAUAACGAAAGUUUAGUGGAAGCUGAAACUAUAGGUAGCGCUCUUGCUGACUGGCUAAUAGAAAAUAAAAUAAUUGAAUGUAUAUUUGGCCCAAAUCUUCAUGUUGAAUUGAUCAAGCAGAGCCACAUAAUUCUGAAUUUCCUUGCAAUGGAAGGCCGAAUCACGAACGACCACGUAGAUGCCGUUUGGUCGGCAGCCCAGUUGAAGCACUGUAGCAGGCAGGUUCUGGACCUGUUGCCACCCUUAAUAAAAAAUCUAGAAGUAGCACCUGUUCUUCAUUUAUAUAAAUUAUUGUGCAAUGUGGAAACUAAGGAACAAACGGAACAGACUUUACUUCUAGCUUCUGCUUUAAUCAAAUUCAUUUGGUCAAAUGGCAAUACAUCUUCGGGAAUGAUCGUUUCAGAGAUGGGUGAUCAUCCGAAUGCCCAUAGUCCGUUUUCUGUGCUCAUGAAAGGAGCCAUGCACAUGGGCGUCAGUGGGUCAGACAUUUCUGGACUGAUUAGGAAGCGAGAGCCCAGUAGCAGUGAGAGGAGUGUGAGCAUAGAGGCAAGCAACAGUGAAGACGAAAGAAGUGAUCUGGACAGCUCCCAGGUGAGCGACCGCCCUCGGAGCAGCAUCGAGGGCAGCGAGCACACCAACGGCAGCCCCUCCAGCAGCCCCUGCGACGUGGAGCGCCACAAGCGGCUGCUCCAGCAGGCGCAGCGCAAGCGCAAUGCCUCCCAGCGCCACCAGGACGGCCGCAAGUGGCGCCACGCCUGCCCCGUCCGCGUGCGCCAGUCCAUCUUCGUCGAGAGCAAGGCGCCGUUCGCCGAGAACAGCUCCAGCGGGGAGGACAGCGAGCUCAGCAGCGUGACGGACGACAGCCUCCAGAGCGACACGGACAACGCGGACUGCUCGGAGGAACCCCCGCCGGCGGAGGGCAAGGCGGAGAACUCGGAGGACUCCGGCCGGGAGGGGGCCGGGCCGUGCAAUAUCUGGAGCCGGAAGGUGAUCCGGCGGAAGCGGGCGAGGUUCGUCGCCGGCAAGAAGCGGGCCAAGAAGCGCCAGCCCGAGCUCUCCGAGGAGAGCGUGGAGAACUGCAAUCCCGACGUGCACGGGACUUCUCCCGUGCACUGCGUCACCUCGGUGAAGGACGGCAAAUUCGCCGGCAAUCCCGGCGAGCACAAACAUUCUGACGUUUCGCCUUCAACGGACAAAAAACUUUCUGUCGGUCCCCCCGCCCCCCGGAUCCUCCCGGAGCUGGUGAAGGCCGUCCUGGAGAGGGACGAGAACAUGGCGGGCUUUAACGAGGGGAUGGAUCCUGAUUACAAUAAAGCUAAAGUACAAUAGAUGGCAAAAAUGCAAAAAAAAAAAAAAAAGACAACUUUACAGGACCUGGUGGAAGACAUCCUGAGUCCGGACGAGGGCAGCUGUGGCAGCUCCAGGGUCAGCAACAAGUCCGAGAAGAACCUGGCCGAUUUCGAGGGGGAAGAAGAGAGCGGGUGCGAGGACGAACUCGUGCGACUGUCCGCUCGAGCCCACCCCCUGGCUCACACGUCCAACGCACCCCCCAGGGUGAGGAUAGACCACUUCGAGCUGGACGCCGUCUGCGAGCCGGGACAGACCCUGCUGUGGGAUAUCCUGCAAGAUGACCGGAUAGGUCAGCUCAGUGAAGGUUUGUCCGUAGAGGCUGAAAAGAUAUUGUGCAAUCUUGUUUGUUGGUCCACUGAUAAAAUGAUCCGUAUGAAAUUUAUAGAAGGAUGUUUGCAAAACAUAGCCAACAAUAGAUCUGUUAUCAUUUCUAUGCGAUUGUUACCCAAGUUGUUUGCUUCUUUUCAACAAUUUCGAGGCAGUAGUGAUACUCAUUCAGUCACAAUCUGGGCUGAAAAGGAGCAUAAAAUGAUGAAACACUUUUUUAAUAAUCUUGUAAAUUAUACUUCUAAUCGAGCUGAUAGCAAAUUUAAUAUGUAUUCUCAUAAAGAUGAAAUUCAAGUUCGCCUGCAUUUUUUAACGUGCGUUUUUUCUACGGCUGGCUCUCCUGAAAAUUUUCGUUUAAAUCAUGAACAAGUCGACACUUUAUGGCAGUGUUUAGCAACUGACCCAGAGUGUGCUGAUGAACUAUUUGGUUGGCUCUUGAACCAAGCAAAAAGCAAAGAUCAACACGCUCUUAGCAUUUCUCUAUUUAAGCAUGUGCUGUUGGAAAAGAUGCCUCAGCUACCUCCCGAAUCCACUAGCAUGAUGGCUCUCAACCUCCUGCAGCAGCUGAGCAGCAUAGCUCACUUGGCCACUGCCUCUUACGACACCCCUUCGUCUGCAGCUGAUGUUAGUGGAAUGAGACAACUGUGGGGCAUCGCCCUACGUGCUCUAAAUACAGAUGUCAGCAUGGCAGCCAUUCAGUACCUGAAUAACUACUACAUAAAUGUACAUCAUGGAACAUUAGAAAAAGAAGAAGAGUUCAUUGAGCAUUGUAUGGAAAGCCUCAUGAAUGCAUCCAAGCAAACACAAGAGGCUGAAGAACAUAACUUGAUGAUCAUACAAAGAGCUUUGCUGCUGCUAAAAACUCACAUUGAGGCAUUUAGGCGCAGAUAUGCAUAUCAUUUAAGAAGAUGGCAGCUAAACGGUCACGGCAUCAACAGCCAUCGCUCCACCCUAGCGGAAAAGCAAGCCUGCACGUUGAGGAUCAUUUGUCAACCUGCUGGUUUGCAGGAAAAAAUUACUAUUGAACUUCAAAACUGUGAUACUGUUGCUGAUUUGCGUGCAGAAGUAACUCAAUGGUGGGAACAACUGCAGGCAAAGCACAAAAGAGACAAUACAAAUGAUGCUAAAACUGGCAAUUCCUCCAAAGUGAAUGGACCUUCCAGUGGUAAUGUGUGUCCCAUUUUGGGCACAAUGCUAUCUGAUGGACCAAUUCGCAUGAUUUCCCAAGGACAAGAGCUUACGUGGGACCUUGAUGAAAAAGUUUUGUCAGAACUAGGUAUCAAGGAUCACCAGCUGGUAUUUGUUUCGGUGGGUGCUCCCCGUCAGUCUAGGCGGAGAGAAGGCUUGGAACCUGCCUCCACUCUACCUCCACCUCCCCGAGAUAAGUUGCCCAUGGUUCUACUUUUGAAGACCCCAUACUUUGAGCAACUCUUUGGACUCAUGCAACACCUUGGUUCAUUCAGAACACUGGCUGACUCUGGGAGCUCUCUUCCUCAUACGAAAGCACAAGUGCUCUCCAGACGUGUUUGGGAGAUUCUGAUGAUGUUACCAACUUCACCAACUAUGUUAAAAGGCUUCAAAGAUAUGAAUAAGGUAUAAACUCUAAUAAAUCCCAAAAGCUCUCAAAAAUUAAUGUACUCUUUACAAAUUGUGGACUCCCUACGGCAAAAUAAGGUUGAGCCUUUAGAACUUCUUACAGACAACUGUAAAAAAGAGAAAGAGUCUUUGAUUGAAAAGGAUAUUUUAUGGUCUGUGAAGUUUGUAAAAUGCGGAGGCCUCAACCAUCUGUUUGAUAUUUUUAUGUCUGGAGUUUUGCAAUCUCGAGAAGGUGGAGAUUGGAAUGAAUGGAAUCAAGACUGUAUCGCCUGUCUGUUAAGGCUUAUUUAUCAGUUUGGAAUUGAAAGCAAUGACGAAGAACCUCAUGAUAGUGAAUUACCAAGAAAAAGAGCCAAGAGGAUACGAAAAAGUAGCAGCGACAAACUGAUUAUACCAAAGCUCAAUAAAGUCAUGCUACAAAUAAUGAAUGACACAGAAUCGGUCCUGAAGGCUCUUCUCUCCCUGCUCUGCGAAGCAUCUUCACCCAGUGAUCCAAACCAGUACAAGACUGGGUUCUGGGGCCGUGCUCAGGUGGUCUCUUGUGCCAUGACCCUCCUGGUAUCUUGGGCCUUCUCAGAGCCACAAGUGCGUGUCCAUCUGUUUCAGUAUCCUGAAUUGAAAUCGCUCCUGAAAAGACUGGUUCUGGACGAUCCUGAACCAACACUACGGAGGGAAGCCUGUACCGGUUUUUAUCGUCUUUGUCUUGGUUGUAAUACAGAUGGCAAUAACGGAUACCAUUUUGUGAUUCCCCUCUUGAACAACCUGUUGACUUUUUUAUCAGUUGCCCAGAACAUGAAACCACCUCACCCUGAUGAGGAGGAUAAAGAGCCUUAUGGCCCUGGUUGCAAAGACUACUUUUGGUUGGUGUGUCGACUGGUCGACAGUUUGGAUGAAGAUGUUUUUCAAGACAAUGAAGAGAAAUCCGCAUUAGAUUUGGAAAGCCUUGCCAGGUACUUAGCAAAAUCCAUCACUGGCCGCGACUACAGGGAAACUAGGCAUAACACCAUUGAAGACGAUGGUUUGAGGGGCCUCAUAAAUUUAAUGACUGUAGUGAUGAAGCACAACCUUUGUUUUAAAUGCUCCAAGGAAGGAAAGGAAUUGGUCCUGCAUUUAUUUGAUGCUCUAUUUGCCCUGCCUAGUCCAAAGCAAAGGCAUUUACCCAAAUGUAAGUCACCAUCUGUACGUUCGGCUGCUUAUGAUCUUCUGGUUGAGAUGUUAAAAGGUUCCUUUGAAAAUUAUCAAGUGUUGCAUGAAAAACUCAUACUGCAACAUACUCCAGAGUCUCAUAACCCCUAUCCAUGGGAUUAUUGGCCUCAUGAAGAUGGGCGUGCUGAAUGUGGUUAUGUGGGUCUCACGAACUUGGGCGCCACUUGUUACUUAGCCUCCUGCAUCCAGCAUUUAUACAUGCUGCCACAGGCACGGGCAUCUAUUUUAUCUGCUAAGAUUGAUGAAAACUGUAAGCAUGAAAAUACCUUACGAGAACUACAGAGAAUGUUUGCCUACUUAUUGGAAAGUGAGCGUAAGGCUUACAACCCUCGGAGCUUCUGCAAAGUAUACACGAUGGAUCACCAGUUAUUGAACACUGGUGAGCAAAAGGACAUGGCUGAAUUUUUCACCAAUCUUAUCAGUAAAUUAGAAGAAAUGACUCCAGAGCUUAAAGAAUUGGUAAAAACGUUGUUUUGUGGUGUUGUCUCCAAUAAUGUUGUUUCGUUAGACUGUCCUCAUAUUAGUAGAACUUUAGAAGAAUUUUAUACGCUACGUUGCCAGGUGGCUGACAUGAGAAAUUUAUUUGAUUCAAUUGAUGAAAUAACUGUUAAAGAUACCCUUGAAGGUGAUAACAUGUACACUUGUUCCCAGUGUGGCAAAAAAGUUCGGGCAGAAAAAAGGGCUUGUUUAAAAAAGUUGCCUAAAAUUUUAUGCUUUAAUAUGAUGCGCUACACCUUCAGCUUUGUUACAAAUACCAAGGAAAAAGUAAACACACACUUCUCGUUUCCAAUGCAGCUCGAUAUGUCAAAUUACAUGGAGAAAAAUCUUAUGCCAAAACAACACAUUGACAAUGAAGACUCGGGUGGCCCAGUUUCUGAGGAGGAAGGGUACGAGUAUGAAUUGAUUGGCGUCACUGUUCAUACGGGUAAUGCAGAGGGAGGUCAUUACUACAGCUUCAUACGGGAGAGAAAUCAACCUGGUAAAGACAAAUGGUUCCUGUUUAAUGAUUCUGAAGUGAAACCUUUCGAUCCUUCUCACAUUGCAGCAGAAUGUUUUGGCGGAGAAAUGACGAGUAAAACCUAUGAUUCUGUGACUGACAAAUUUAUGGAUUUUUCUUUUGAGAAGACCAACAGUGCAUACAUGCUUUUUUAUGAAAGAUUGGGUUCAAAAACCAACAAGAAUCUGUCAUCUCAUACUACUGCAAAAACUUCUGAAAGUGUUCAAGAUCUGGCUCCUCUGAUUGAACUCUCUUCAGAAUUGGCAGAGUGGAUUUGGCAGGAUAACAUGCAGUUCCUACAAGACAAAAGUUUAUUUGAACAUACUUAUUUUGAUUUCAUGUGGCAGAUUUGUAGUCAUAUACCUCAAACAUUAUCAAGUCAUAACGACAUCACUUUGCUGUCGGCCAAACUCGGGACCUCAUUUGUCUUAGAAACUCUAAUACAUGCUAAGGAGAAACCAACGAUUGCACAGUGGAUUGAGCUUCUGACUAAGCAAUUUAACACAAGUCAGGCUGCUUGUGAGUGGUUUUUGGAUCAUAUGGCUGAAAACAGUUGGUGGGCAGUUCAAAUUUUAAUCAAGUGUCCAAACCAAGUUGUUCGUCAGCUGUUUCAAAGACUUUGUAUUCAUGUGAUAAACCAAUUAAAGCCCAUACAUUGUGACCUGUACCUUCAACCUUUCCCCGACAGGUUUUCUGUGCCAGUCAUUCCUAAAGAAGAUUUAACUAAACUGACUGAAAUUGGGAAGUUUUCUUGUGUUACAAGAUUCAUAAAAAAACUCAUUUCACUGAUUGAGCAUGGUGCAAAGCAACACUUGAAGCAUUUGACUGAGUACUUCUCCUUCCUGCUGGAGUUUGCUAAAAUGGGGGAGGAGGAAUGCCGUUUUCUGCUUGCUGUUGAAGCCAUGUCGACCAUCAUCAAUUUUUAUUUAGGACAGAAGUCACUGGCUGAUUACGUGGAUGUGUUAUCAGACGAGGAGGAAGAUGAGGAUGAUGAAGUCGUUUCCUCUGUAGAUGACAAAUACAAGCCAGCCUCGUUGGAGAAAAUGAUAGCUCUGAUUGCGCUGUUGAUUGACAAGUCCAGAGUUGAGGACAACCUGCAGCUAAAUCUCAAUGACAUCAAUGCAAUCACUGGUGGGAAGAUAUCACUAGCCAAAUGUCCUUUUCCUUUUUUGUGUCAACAAAUUAAAGACGGGAUUAAUUUGCGGCAAACGUGCAGCAUCAUUUUUAGUUUGUGCCGGUGGAAUGAUAGCCUUGCUUCAAUGAUUGUGAACAUGAUUUUUUAUACAAUAAUGAAGCAGCAGGAGAUCAGUCCCCCAUUUUUCAAGCUGAUGUCCAUGCUAGUCGAGUUUGCUGGAACUCCCGGUUCUCCUUCAUUUAUAAGCCUUAUACUGCAAAGGAUAUGGGAGGCUGCAGAAUACUGUCCACAACAGUGCCUGGAAUGGCUGACUCUACAAGUUCCUCGUAACAAAGUUGCGCAUUCUUGGGUCUUGCAGAGCAUGGACAACUGGGUGGAACGAUUUCUGAUUGCUCAUAACGUUCAACGUGUCCGAAAUGUGGUUGCCCUUCUCUUAGUAUCUCUAGUCCCUAGCAAUAACUUCCGCCAAGCUUAUCGAGCUGCAAGGAGUGUUUUAAUGCCUCAUAAAGAAAUAGUUAUGAAUGCUGAAGCUUUAGAAGUUAUGCACAAAAUAUUUGAAAUGCUGUUACGUUUGCUAAAAAGAGCAAAACUGUAUGUAGAUCCAACGGUUCAUGGAACUGCAAAACUAACCUCAUACUUUGCUGUGAUGACAUACUGUUUAGUGAGCAAAACAGAAAAACUCAUGUUCAGUAUGUAUUUCCUGGAUCUUUGGAAUUUGUUUCAGCCUAAACUUUCUGAACCUGCAAUACCUGUACAUAUGAAUAAACAGGCUUUGUUGUUAUUUUGGUAUCAUGUGUGUACAGACUGUCCAGAGAAUGUUAAACUUAUUAUACAGAAUCCUCAUGUUAUAAAGAAUAUAGCUUUUAAUUAUAUUUUAGCGGAUCACGAUGACCAGGAGGUCAUCGUCUUCAACCGGUGCAUGCUUCCCGCUUAUUACGGGCUGCUACGACUCUGUUGCCAGCAGUCGAGGCCUUUCACCAGGCAGCUGGCCAAUCAUCAGAAUAUCCAAUGGGCUUUCAAGAAUAUUACUCCAUACACUACGCAAUAUAACGCAGCAGUGAACGAACUCUUCAAAUUGAUGCGACUUUUUGUGACCAAGUACAGCGAUGCCAGCGAACAAGAGCUCAGGGACAUCCAUUUGUUCAAGAGGACCACCCUGAGACUGUACCUGACUGUGCUGGAUGCUCGGGCCUGCUGGUCCACCCUCAUCAAUGUCCUGCGUAUUUUAGUCGAGACGACAGAUGACAGACUUUUUGUGAUAUACAACAAUGGGUUGUCCAUGCUUUUUCAGGCAUUUUAUACCCUUCACAUGAUGUACCAUGAAGCAACAGCUUGCCAUGUGACUGCAGAUAUGGUUGAUUUGCUGGCCAUAGUCCAGGACCUCCUGAAGACUGCACGAGCCAACAGGGAAACUCUGGAGUUACGGCAGUUUUUCUCGACCUGGAAGGAGCAGCCGGAAGGGAUGAGGAAAAUCCUUACGCUGCUCAAUUCAUAUACGCCCCCUGAAUUGCGCCAAAUUUGUAUAGAAGUUUUACAAGAAUUUGUGUUACUGUAUCCUAACGAGAGUUUGUCGACGUUGGUUCCUCUUCUUGCGAGUUGCCAUGCUACUUUUCAAGAAAGUAACUCACCAGGCAUCACCGGUCCAUUUUUCCCAAGGAGAGGCCAAAAACUUCUUAAUUCCAAACAACAGAGUCGACCAGCCAGGCCUGUCGUUCAGAUGUUUCUUCAUACAAAUCAACUAGAAUGUGCAAAAGGUGUGGAUGAAGAUUAUGACCAUCAGUUGAUUGAUUUCUUUCUCCCUUAUCAUCAGUUGGUGGACUUGUUGUGUAGGGUUGCAAUUUCCAAUGAAAGUGUAACCACAGAUCUUGUUAGUCUAAGUGCAAUGCUCGCAAUAGAAGGCGUUCCUCUACAUUUGCCAGCCUUUCCUAAACUAUGGUUAGAUAUUAUCCAAUCAGAAGUUGGAAGGGAAUUCAUACAACUCUUGUGUAAUAGCAGUUAUUUUAUUGAUUACUUAGAAUCCGUUCUUUUAGAUGAACGAACCUGCUUAAAUCAUCCUAUCAUUUUUCAAUUAUUCUCUGUUCUAUUACCCAAGCAACAAGCUCUGGGCUUCUUCCAGAUUGGUCCUAGAUAG